UCGAACCGCAGACCCACUGAAGAGCAGGACCUGGUCCAACCCACUGCGCCACCACGCCCCCUCCCCUCAGCAUUAAUUUCCCUUUAUUUAUGAGGGACCGCAAAUGCAUUGAUUAUCUUUUCUUUAAGUGUGUUACUGGGGUCAGAGCUCAUUGAGACCAAAGGUAACAAUACAUGACUAAUUAAGCUGACUAUUCCAACCCCUGCCUUCCUAACUAUAAGCUUACAUUCCAAAGGAUCAUAGAGAAAGAUGAAUCUAACUGUUGGGAGCCACUCAAUUUAUCUGAGUGAUGGAAACAAAAUCCCACUUAUUGGACUGGGAACCUAUAGCGAUCCUGACAAAACUCCCAAAGGAACAGCCUAUGAGUCCGUGAAGUGCGCCAUCGAUUUUGGAUACAGGCACUUUGAUGGAGCUCUCGUGUAUUUCAACGAGCACGAAAUUGGACAGGCCAUUUGUGAGAAAAUAGCAGAUGGAACCGUCAAACGAGAAGAGAUCUUCUACUGUGGGAAGUUGUGGAAUACCUUCCAUCCCCCUGAGCUGGUGAGGCCUGCUCUUGAGAAAACCCUGAAAACCCUGCAGUUUGACUAUGUAGACCUCUACAUCAUCGAGCUCCCGCUGGCCUUUAAGCCUGGAGACACCUUUUUCCCCAGGGAUGAGAACGGCAAAUGCAUUUACCAUAAAGCAGACCUCUGCGCCACGUGGGAGGCACUGGAAGCCUGCAAGGACGCUGGACUAACUAAGUCCAUUGGAGUAUCUAACUUUAACCGCCGACAGCUGGAGAUGAUUCUGAACAAACCAGGCCUUAAACAUAAGCCUGUCUCCAAUCAGGUUGAGUGCCACCCAUAUUUUACUCAGCCCAAGCUGCUGGAGUACUGUCGGCAGAACAACAUUGUGAUUGUAGGAUACAGCCCCCUGGGGACCUCCAGAGAUGCCUCCUGGGUCAACUUGAAGUGCCCCCCAUUGUUGGAGGACCCACUGUUGGUCUCCAUUGGGAAGAAGCAUGGAAAGUCUGCAGCUCAGGUGGUGCUUCGCUUCAACGUGCAGCGAGGUGUCGUCGUCAUCCCCAAGAGCUUCAACCAAAAGCGCAUAAAGGAGGAUUUCGAGAUAUUUGACUUUUCCCUCACUGAAGAUGAAAUGAAAGCAAUUGAAGGGCUGAACAAAAACAUUCGUUUUGUUGAACUUCUCAUGUGGAGUGACCACCCGGAAUAUCCAUUCCAUGAUGAAUACUGAACUAGUGUCUUCUUCCAAGGGGCCAAGACACAAAAGUGCUCUACUGACUUCAUUAAAGGAUGUUUCUUGUUUCAAA
Messenger RNA from Scleropages formosus (Asian bonytongue), 1306 nucleotides. Its product is annotated as 3-oxo-5-beta-steroid 4-dehydrogenase-like. Gene Ontology annotation, molecular function: Delta4-3-oxosteroid 5beta-reductase activity. The coding region runs from base 250 to 1230 and encodes 326 amino acids. Lineage: Eukaryota; Metazoa; Chordata; Actinopteri; Osteoglossiformes; Osteoglossidae. Gene Ontology annotation, biological process: bile acid biosynthetic process. The transcript has 9 exons. The record is from RefSeq and is a predicted model, not a curated record.